Molecule: messenger RNA, 4013 nt
Organism: Mizuhopecten yessoensis (Yesso scallop)
Lineage: Eukaryota; Metazoa; Mollusca; Bivalvia; Pectinida; Pectinidae
Product: F-actin-capping protein subunit alpha-like
Exons: 10
Coding region: 51-923 (290 amino acids)
Biological process (GO): actin cytoskeleton organization; barbed-end actin filament capping
Cellular component (GO): F-actin capping protein complex; actin cortical patch
Molecular function (GO): actin filament binding
Source: RefSeq, a predicted model, not a curated record
AAAUGAGAUUCCCAUGAUCCGCUAGAAGGCGUGACUGACAGCCGAGCAAGAUGGCCGAUUUCGGUGAACCCAUCUCCGAUCAAGAGAAGAUAAACAUAACAACAAACUUCAUUCUUCAUGCCCCUCCUGGAGAAUUUAAUGAAGUCUUUAAUGAUGUGAGGAUUCUGCUGAAUGAUGAUAAUUUGCUGAAGGAAGGAGGAUCAGGAGCCUUUGCUCAGUACAACAAGGACCAAUUUACACCAUGUAAAGUAGAGGAUUCAGAGGAACAGGUUUUAAUAUCUGAUCAUGGUGAUGUAGGUAAUGGUAGAUUUGUGGAUCCAAGAAACAAGAAAUCAUUCAGGUAUGACCAUUUGAAAAAAGAGGCAUCCGACUAUCAAGACGUUGAAGUCGACCGAACAGUGGAGCCUUGGAGGUCAGCAAUAGAGACUGCACUGUCCGCUUACAGAGAUCAACAUUACAAAUAUGGUGUGGUCAGUGUCUACGGAAGUGCACAAGGAGGAAGCAUAACCAUUAUAGCCUGUAUAGAGAGUCAUCAGUUCCAGCCGAAAAAUUUCUGGAAUGGUAGAUGGCGGUCCCAGUGGUCCUUGACCUUUCCUAGCUCUGGGGGUAAAGUUGACCUCACAGGGGUAUUUAAAGUUCAGGUACACUAUUACGAAGAUGGUAAUGUACAACUAGUGAGCUCAAAGGAGGUUAAGAAGACGUUAAACGUGACGAAUGAACAACAAACAGCCAAGGAUUUUAUAAAUUUGGUCCGAGACUCAGAACAGGAAUAUCAGAACGCCAUAGGUGAAAACUACCAGACGAUGUCGGAUACAACAUUCAAAGCUCUUCGGAGACAGCUACCUGUAACAAGGGCAAAAAUAGACUGGAACAAAAUAGUUGGAUAUCAAAUAGGAAGCCAAAUAUCCAAGAACAAGGCAUGAGACCUGUGAGCUUCUGUGGUCUGAUAUGUGCUUAGUGGAAACAAAAAUGGCUGAACAAAAGGGACAGGACUGCGAGGACGUCAGCUGUAUAUCAAGGCUUGCCAGACAGAGAAAUGGAGGUUACACUGGUAUGUCAGGAUCCUGGCCGUGGGCGCACGAAAACCUUUCCGAAUCGUUUAGAUAAUUGGCAAGACCAGCUUACUCGAGAAUUCUUCACUACUGUGAUAUUUAAUUUGUACUGAUUCUUCAUGAAUGCAUAUUUGUAUUACAUAAGCAAUGUCGCCCUAAAAAAUAUCCUAUCUAAGAAUGACUGGAACAGAAUGAUGUUAAGAUUUAUUCACUUUUUGGGAAUUUAUUUAUCGUUUAGGGACAACUAUGGAUAAAAGUUGAACAAAUUUGCACUGUUGAUAAUUUUACGAUAUGAUGUCUGGGCAUAUGAUGCAACUCAAGUGCAAUUUAUAGGAUUUAAUGUCAUUUACACACAUAUUAUACAGAGCAUUAAAUCUUGGAGAAUUUCAAUUAAAAGUCAUUUGAAAUUAGAAUGCCAUUAAAUCUUGGAGAAUUUCUAUUAAAAGUCAUUUGAAAUUAGAAUGCCCUCUCAAACCAGAUGAGGGUACGUCUGUUUCAAUUAAUCUUGCUUACAAAUUGAUAAAGAUACUUUAUUUUCUUCUUUUUUGGAGACCUCUCCUUCAGAUGAACACUAUGUAAUUUUUGUUUAACGUUUGACCCUUUAACUUUAGCUAACCUUAAUACCCUCCGUGACUUGAACUUUAGCUAUAACCUUAAUACCCACUAGUGAGCACUUGUUUGAUUUUAUUCAGCCUUUGCUCUUUAAUUUAAUAAUUAGUAUUUACACUAUCCAAACUCAUUCUUUGAGAUUAAUUUUCAUUUCCUUAAAAGUGUUUCCACAUAAACGUUUCUGUGUUGAGUUCUUUCUAACACAGCGACGUGUUGACUAUGUACAGAUAUAAUCUAGAUACAAUCAUUUUUGAUAGGCCAGGCAAUGUAUAGUGUGAAUCUUGCUGUUUCCUGUACAAGGUCAGAGGGCAAAGACGUCAAAUUCAAAUUUAACUUCAAAUUUGACUGUUAAAAAUCAUACAGAAAGUUAUGAUAUGCAAGUUAUUUCUGUCAAAACAAAAUGGUGCGUUGAGAGAAACAGAUUUGUGCUGCUCCAAAUUAUUGUAAUAUAUAUGAAUGAAUUGAUAAUCACAACUUCAUACUUCGAAAUCCUGUAUUCUAUUCUUUUAUGUAAAAAAAUAAAUCUAUUUAAAAUGACAAAACAAUCUGUUCUCACUUGUGCUGCUUAAAUUAUCCAAAAUAUAUCAGGAAAUUUUGUCAGUAUUCAAUUAUCAUAUACAUUGAAAUUUAUUUUAAGGUUUAAAAUCCAUGUUUAAAAACUUUUGUAACAGUACUAGUGUGAGUAUAGGACACCGGCCAGACUAUUAAUUUGUCUCCAGAAUUUUUUAUAGUGGAAUCUUUUUAGUACAGACAGCUUUUUCAGAUGCUAGUUUUAAAUCAUAUCAAUUACAAAAUAACGGAGAAGAACCAGCUGAAUUUAUCUGUCAGAAAUCUUCAGAUUUUCUGCACUAACAAGAUUCACCUGUAUUAAAUUAAUAUGUUUGUACUAGAUUGAUUACUCUUACCAGAUUACUCUGCAUGUUAAUCCAAAUCUAAUUAUAUAAAAAGAAAAAGAUAUAUUGUACAAACUGCUAUUUUUGUAUGUUUUGUUUUAAAGGAACGAGACCUUAGUAAAGACACUUAAUGACUACUCGACUCGUUACCUUAAUAGGUGUCAUUAUUGUUUAAUUACCAAAUAUGGAACAGGUUCCUCUCUACCUGUAUCCUGUUGAAAUUUCCCCUUGCAUGCAGUACAAAAUAUCAUUCCAGAUCUAUUAACACAGGUAUUUAAGGACUUAUAUCUCAAGUUAAUAUGUUGCCAGAAUAUAGGAUAUAUUUUCUCAUCACUAGUACGUAACAUGAAAACCAACACGGGGUCCCCGUCUAUAUGAAAGUUUGAUGUGUAUUGAAUCAUGGCACAUUUCUGAUCAGGGACGGUUUAUUCAAAGCAUCCAUAGCUAAUACCUAUAAACAAAGAAUGUUUACUCCAUGUAGAGCUAAGUGUUAAUCAGGAUAUAAGAGACAAUUUAAAAUGUUGAAUAUAUAAAAAUAUUAAAGUUAUCUUUUUUUGUAUACAUCAAUAUUUUCAUUUGGGUCAUGAAUAAUCUCCCUUGCAUUGACAAAAACAAAGCGGUAAAAUAUUAAAAGGUUUUUAUGCUGAUUUUCAGAGAGACUGAUUUCACUGUAUUAACUGAGGGUAUUUUAAACAUUUUGUCCCUUCAUGUAUGUAUUGUUGACUAGCAGUUAGACGACUGUUUAGUGGGUAUGAGUUUAUUUAGAUGUAUAUGUCGGUGGUAAUCUCGUUCACCAUUGUGGAGUGACGAGACGACGGCUGAGAGAGAAACCUAUACUUGCCACGCGUGGUUAGAUGUUUAUGCCUGGCAUGCAGGUUGAACAGGUUAAACAGAAUUAGUUAAGUACUACUCAUGUUCUUGCUGGGCAAUUAGUCUUCGUUUUAUGGCAAUUAGUAAUUGUACUAUCAUAAAAUCGGUUUGUGAAUGGCGUUCUUUUAUGUUUAAAUUUUUGCAACAUCGAACACAUUACGCAAAAUUAGUUCUAAAGACAGCACUAUCACAAUUUGUAAAUUAAAAUCCGAAUUUGUCUCUGAAAUGCCAUCAUUUGAUUUACAAUUUAAUAAUACCUCAGUUAUGAUGUAGAAUGGGAAUAUGUAAUUUUCUUUAAUAUGGAUGCAGUUAAAUCUUGAUUUGUUUUAAUGCUAUUUCGUUUGACACUUUACUGGCUGUAUGUAAGAACAUGAAGUCAGCUAUUUGGAUUUAUUUAAUAACUUUGGCUAAAAACAAUUCUGCGAUGACAUACCUGCUAGUACUAACUACACAUUAAACUAGGGGAGAGUAAGAGGCAUUCACUCAAGUGGUGGUAAUUACUGUUAUUAGGUCUGUAAAGGAUACCUAGUGUAUUUAAGACUUCAGCAAUGUAAAUCUUUUUAAUAAAUAUACAACAAAAUAUAUCUUG